Molecule: messenger RNA, 2616 nt
Organism: Williopsis jadinii
Lineage: Eukaryota; Fungi; Ascomycota; Saccharomycetes; Phaffomycetales; Wickerhamomycetaceae
Gene: SNF3
Product: glucose sensor
Exons: 1
Coding region: 244-2550 (768 amino acids)
Biological process (GO): carbohydrate transport; transmembrane transport
Cellular component (GO): membrane
Molecular function (GO): carbohydrate:proton symporter activity
Source: RefSeq, a predicted model, not a curated record
AAAACACACAACGCACAAAGGCCCUCUCUGUGUUCCUUUCUCUCUGUUGAUUUUGAUAGGAAUCAAACCUUCUUAUUGGUCCAUUUGAUUGGCUUAAUUCACCUUUUCAUAUACAAAAGAGCAACUGAAUAAACAGAUCUGGAGCAGGUGGGAUUCAACGACAUCCUUGAGUACAUCAUAGUACACACUUACUUUGGUAAAGAUCAAUAUUUCUUCUGACGUUUGUUUUACACUCAGACAGCCAUGGGGAGGUGGUUCCGUAACGUGUUUGUUGAUCCCAAUAGCAAGGUGCUGGUCCCCGGUGCACAGCGACAGUCCACUACUGUGCCCGUGCUUGUUGGUUUGUUUGCUGCUGUUGGAGGGUUCAUCUACGGCUAUGACACCGGUAUUAUCAAUAGUAUCUCUGAAAUGGAGUACGUCAGAAGAACCUUUGCAGGUAAUGGUGAAAGCUUCACAGCGAGUGAGAUGAGUAUACUCACAGCGAUCUUGUCCCUUGGUACGUUCUUCGGUGCUUUGACUGCACCUUUGAUUAGUGACACAUUUGGAAGAAAAGUCGCCAUCAUAUUUGCAACAUUUGUUGUGUUUAUUGCGGGAAACUUGUGUCAGGUUGCUGCCAGUACCAUUCUACUUCUGUGCAUUGGAAGGUUCAUCACUGGCUUAUCUGUGGGGAUCAUAUCUGCGGUGGUACCCCUUUAUCAAGCUGAAGCUUCACCAAAGUACUUGAGAGGUGCCAUCAUCUCCACAUAUCAGUGGGCGAUCACUUGGGGGUUGUUGGUUUCAAGUGCAAUCUCACAGGCCACGCAUUCGAUAGAUAACUCUGCCUCUUAUAGGGUUCCAAUUGGUUUACAGUUCCUGUGGUCUUUGAUAUUGGGGUUUGGUAUGUUGGCGUUACCUGAAUCACCUAGAUUUUACGUUAGAAAGGAUGAUAUACAAGCAGCAGCAAAGGCACUCUCGAGGCUACGACGUGUUCCUGCUAAUGAUCCCGGAUUGAUUGAGGAAUUGGUUGAAAUAAAGGCAUCGCACGACUAUGAACUUUCAUACGGCUCGUACUCAACUUGGGAUUGUUUCAAAUCAGACGCCGCAAGACCACAUCAAUUAAAGAGAUUACUCACUUCAAUUUGCCUACAAGCCCUACAACAAUGCUCCGGGAUCAACUUCAUAUUUUAUUACGGAGUCAAUUUCUUCACGAAAACAGGUGUUUCCAACUCUUACCUGAUAUCUCUGAUAACAUAUCUUGUUAACGUGGCGUUGACAGUUCCUGGCUUGUUCCUCGUUGAAACUAUUGGUCGUCGUAAAAUCUUGCUAUUUGGUGCAAUAGUGAUGACCAUUGCAAAUCUUUUGAUAGGUAUAGUGGGCGUGACCACUGAUUCUGUUAUUGCAAAUAAAGUCAUGAUCGCUCUUGUGUGCUUGUUCAUUGCCGCAUUCGCAGCAACAUGGGGCCCAGUGGUUUGGGUCGUUACAGGUGAGAUAUUCUCCCUUGGUGUUAGAGGCAAAGCUGUAGCACUGAGUGCUGCAACAAACUGGAUUGUCAAUUUCGUAUUUGCAUAUAUUACACCCUACCUGGUUGAUACAGGUAAUCAUACUGCUGCCUUGGGAACAAAGAUCUUCUUCUUGUGGGGUGGUUUCAACCUUGUGAGCAUAGCAUUUGUGUAUUUUAUGGUGUAUGAGAUGAGGGGGCUCAGUUUAGAAGAGAUUGACGAAUUGUACCGCUCUUGUCCUAGUGCAUUGGUGUCGUCAAACUUUGUUGUUAAGCUGACCUUCGACCACGGGGACGGGGACGGCACAGAGUUGGAAGAGUAUCUACCUUCACCUGAGAAGAGGGAGGAUUCAUCCAGUGGCCCAAACACAACUAUGUUGGAACAGUGUGGUUCAAGGCCAUCGAGUGAAGACAACCGUCGCGGUGACAACAGCACGGGUGUUGCUAUUGAUAAGCACUAUUCUACAACCACAGAUUACAGUGGACAAGAUCAUAGCAUCACAGUCAACCCAGGAUACACGGUUGAUUUAGGAUACAGUUUGGGCGCAGGUCGUCGUGGACCGCCUUCUCUAAACACCAUGUCCAGUGAUGAAGAAUCAAUCCCUGAACGUGACCAUAUUGUGUAUGAGUCACUUUCUGGCUAUGUUGCAAGUCUAAGUUCUCGCAGUGAACAACCUGGAGGAGACCGGUCUUAUCGUGGCUCCUUCUCCACGCAGGCGCCCUCAACGUUUGACAGUGGUGCACCGUUUGGACAUAUAUCAAGUGCAGCUUCCACAACAACAUCCUCACAGGCAGAUAAAACGAAAGUGGCGGCAACUACGAGUAAUGAUCCAAUUUCUGGUCAGAAUGGUAAUCAAAACAAUGUCAGCACCGAUAAUAACAACAACGGCAAUAACAACAACAUCAAUGAUAUCACCAGCACUAAUAGCAACAGUGGUAGCGAUACCAACCACGGUGUAGCUGAUGGUACAGCUCAGAGUUCUAGAUGGGCUCUGAAAAAUAAUGAUCAUAACGACAAUAAUGAUAACGACAGUGGUUCAUCAAGCGGUGCAAGUUCCUUAUUCGACAAUUGAUUUUCACUGUAUAGCAUGAUUCCACAUUCAAUUCGAUUUAUAAUGUUUACGUUUCUCCUACUCCCC